Messenger RNA from Micropterus salmoides (largemouth bass), 758 nucleotides. RefSeq names its product trypsin-3-like. The record is from RefSeq and is a predicted model, not a curated record. The coding region runs from base 1 to 729 and encodes 242 amino acids. Lineage: Eukaryota; Metazoa; Chordata; Actinopteri; Centrarchiformes; Centrarchidae. Gene Ontology annotation, biological process: proteolysis. The transcript is spliced from 6 exons. Gene Ontology annotation, molecular function: serine-type endopeptidase activity.
AUGAAGGCCCUGGUUAUCCAUUUGUCAUAUUGUACUUCACAUGCUGUUUCAGUUGCAGCAGCUGAAGAUGAAAAGAUUGUCGGAGGGUACGAGUGUCCAAGACGCUCUGUUCCAUACCAGGUGUCUCUGAACGCUGGAUACCACUUCUGCGGCGGAUCCCUUAUCUCCAGCCAGUGGGUGGUGUCUGCUGCUCACUGCUACAAGUCCCGUGUCCAGGUCCGUCUUGGUGAGCACAACAUCUCUGCGAAUGAGGGCACAGAGCAGUGGAUUGAUGCUGCCAAGCUGAUCAAGCACCCCCAGUACAACAGCAACAACCUGGACAUCGACAUCAUGCUGAUCAAACUGAGCCGCCCCGCCACCCUCAACAGCGACGUCCAGACGGUGGCCCUGCCCUCUCGCUGCCCCGUGGCCGACGAGAACUGCUUGGUGUCCAGUAUGGCAAAUGAUUUUCCUGACAGGCUGCAGUGCCUGAAGCAGCCCAUCAUCGACGACAGGAUCUGCAGGAACGCCUACUCCCACCUCUUCACCGAGAACAUGGUUUGCUCUGGAUUCAUACAUGGAGGUGCCAGCAGCUGCCAAGGAGACUCUGGUGGACCUCUGGUGUGUAAUGGUCAGCUGCAGGGAGUCGUGUCCUGGGGUUAUGACUGCGCCAUGCAGGGACACCCCAGCGUCUACGCCCGUGUGUGCCGCUACAACAGCUGGAUCAGCACCAUCAUGAGCAACAACUAAACGCAUACAGUCAGCCAUAAACCCACGUG